AUGUCCGUCGACUUCACCGCUAAAGCCGUCGAGCUCUUCAAGAAGGCUGCGGCGCUGGAUGAAAACAAGGAGUACGAGCAGGCGUACCGGUGGUACAUGGAGACAAUUGACGUAUUUCUGACAGCCAUCAAAUAUGAGAACAAGAACCCCACAAAACGUGAGUAUAUGCGGAGUAAGGUGUCCGACAUCAUUGCCCGCGCCGAGAAGAUCAAGGAGUUCCUCGACCGCUCCAAAGACGGAGACGCCAACGCUCAGGGCGGCUCCGGCUCCACCGCACAGAAGACCGCAUCGGCCAGUAAGAAGGCCAAGGAGGAUGACGAGGACAAGCAGCGCAUGCGCAACAACCUCGGUGGUGCCAUUCUCAAGGUGAAACCCAACGUGCACUGGAGCCAGAUUGCCGGCCUCGAGGCGGCCAAGCAGGCCCUGAAGGAGUCCGUCAUUCUGCCAAUGAAGUUUCCCCAGCUCUUCACCGGCAAGCGCAAGCCGUGGCGCGGCAUCUUGCUCUACGGCCCCCCGGGUACGGGUAAGUCUUACCUUGCUAAAGCGGUGGCUACGGAGGCAGACGGCACCUUUCUCAGUGUCAGUAGCUCCGACUUGCUCUCUCGCUGGCUCGGUGACUCGGAGAAACUCGUGCGCAAUCUUUUCGAGCUGGCUCGCGAGGCGUACAAGGCAGAGGGGAAGCCUUCUAUCAUCUUCGUGGAUGAGAUCGACUCUCUCGUCUCGGCGCGCUCCGACAGCGAGAACGAUGCGUCACGGCGUGUCAAGACGGAGUUCCUUGUGCAGAUGCAGAGCGUAGGCUACGAUGACGAAGGUGUGCUCGUUCUGGCUGCCACCAAUAUUCCGUGGUCACUUGAUAGCGCUAUCCGGCGUCGUUUCGAGCGCCGUAUUUACAUUCCGCUGCCGGAAUUCCAGGCACGUGUACAGAUGUUCAAAAUCCACAUAGGCGAUACCCCCAACACACUCGACGACGAGGACUGGCUGGACCUUGGGAGGCGGACAGAUAUGUACUCGGGUAGCGAUAUCGAGAACCUCGUGAGGAACGCUCUGAUGGAGUGCAUCCGAACGCUGCAGGUAGCGACACACUUCAAGCGCGUCGUCGGCCCUGACCCACAUGACCCCACGCACACGGUGAAUAACCGUUUGGUGCCGUGCUCUCCUGGCGAUCCGGACGCGUUCCCGAUGUCGGCGGUGGAGAUUACGGAGCCCGAGUUGCUCAUGCCGAUGCCGGUGACCAAGGAGGACUUCAUCAAGGCACUGCGCACUAGCAAACCCUCCGUGAACGACGAGGAUAUUGAGCGCCACAUCAAGUUCACCGCCGACUUUGGCCAGGAGGGCUAA
Leishmania braziliensis MHOM/BR/75/M2904 is the source of this 1338-nucleotide messenger RNA. RefSeq names its product vacuolar protein sorting-associated protein 4 (gene VPS4). Gene Ontology annotation, biological process: vacuole organization; endosomal transport. Bases 1 to 1338 code for a protein of 445 amino acids. Gene Ontology annotation, molecular function: ATP binding; ATP hydrolysis activity. The transcript has a single exon. The record is from RefSeq and is a predicted model, not a curated record. Lineage: Eukaryota; Euglenozoa; Kinetoplastea; Trypanosomatida; Trypanosomatidae.